GCGAUAAAAAUGGGUGAACUGCGAAAAUCGCUGUCGCUGCCUCUGCCGCUGCCCUCAGUCGGCGUCACUUUGUCACUGCUCCUCUGCUGCUGCUCUUUAAUAGAAAUGAGCCGAGCGGAUCCGCCCGUCCUGGAGAUUUAUCCCAAGCAGGAAGUCCAGCGCAAACCUGUCGGCAAGUCCUUGAUCCUCACCUGCCGUCCCAGAGUUCCCGAUUCGGCUUUAGUCGCAGAUCUGCAAUGGAAGGACAACAUGAACAACACCAUCCUGCCCAAGCCGAAUGGACGCAACCAGCCGCCGAUGUACACGGAAACGCUGCCCGGCGACAACCUCGCCCUGAUGAUUACCUCGCUGUCGGUGGAGAUGGGCGGCAUGUACUACUGCACCGCCUCCUAUGCAAAUACCGAGAUCCUCGAGAAGGGCGUCACAAUUAAAACUUACGUGGCCAUCACCUGGACGAAUGCCCCCGAGAACCAGUAUCCCACCUUGGGCCAGGACUACGUGGUCAUGUGCGAAGUGAAGGCCGAUCCCAAUCCGACCAUCGACUGGCUGCGCAACGGAGACCCGAUCCGAACCACCAACGACAAGUACGUGGUGCAGACGAACGGCCUGCUCAUCCGCAACGUUCAGGAGAGCGACGAGGGCAUCUACACCUGCCGUGCGGCCGUGAUCGACACCGGGGAGCUGCUCGAGCGCACCAUUCGCGUGGAGGUCUUCAUCCAGCCGGUGAUCGUGUCGCUGCCCGCCAAUCUGGAGGCCGUCGAGGGCAAACCGUUCGCAGCCAACUGCACGGCGACGGGCAAACCAGUGCCGGAGAUCAGUUGGAUUCGCGACGCCACCCAGCUGAACGUGGCCACCGCCGAUCGCUUCCAAGUGAAUCCACAGACCGGUCUGGUCACCAUCAGCUCGGUCAGCCAGGACGACUACGGCACCUACACCUGUCUGGCGAAGAACAAGGCCGGCGUCGUCGACCAAAAGACCAAGCUGAACGUCCUCGUGCGUCCGCAGAUCUACGAGCUGUACAAUGUGACCGGUGUGCGGAGCAAGGAGAUCGCCAUCACCUGUCGGGCGAAGGGACGUCCGGCGCCGAUGAUCACCUUCCGUCGGUGGGGAACGCAGGAGGAGUACAUGAACGGCCAGCAGGACGACGAUCCGCGCAUCAUUCUGGAGCCGAAUUACGACGAGGAGCGCGGCGAGAGCACCGGCACCCUGCGCAUCGCCAACGCGGAGCGAUCCGAUGACGGCCUGUACCAGUGCAUUGCCCGGAACAAGGGAGCCGAUGCCUACAAGACCGGACACAUCACCGUCGAGUUCCCGCCCGACUUCAGCCACAUGAAGGACCUGCCGCCCGUCUUCUCCUGGGAGCAGCGCAAGGCGAACCUCAGCUGCCUGGCCAUGGGCAUCCCGAACGCGACCAUCGAGUGGCACUGGAACGGCCGCAAGAUCAAGGACCUGUACGACACCAACCUGAAGAUCGUGGGCACUGGACCCCGCAGCGACCUGAUCGUCCACCCGGUGACCAGGCAGUACUACUCGGGAUACAAGUGCAUUGCGACCAACAUCCACGGAACCGCCGAGCACGACAUGCAGCUGAAGGAGGCACGCGUGCCCGAUUUCGUGUCGGAGGCGAAGCCCAGCCAGCUGACGGCCACCACGAUGACCUUCGACAUCCGCGGACCACCCACCGAACUGGGCCUGCCCAUCCUGGCGUUCAGUGUGCAGUACAAGGAGGCCCUCAAUCCCGACUGGUCGUCGGCGUACAAUCGCAGCUGGUCGCCGGACUCGCCGUACAUCGUUGAGGGACUGCGGCCGCAGACCGAGUACAGCUUCCGCUUUGCCGCCCGCAACCAGGUGGGACUGGGCAACUGGGGCGUCAACCAGCAGCAGUCGACGCCGCGUCGAUCGGCGCCCGAGGAGCCCAAGCCGCUGCACAGCCCCGCCCAGCACGACGAGGAGGAGCCCGUGGUCGUCUCCAGUUACUCGGAUCACUUUGAGCUGCGCUGGGGCGUGCCCGCCGACAACGGAGAGCCCAUCGACAAGUAUCAGAUCAAGUACUGUCCGGGCGUUAAGAUCAGCGGCACUUGGACGGAACUGGAGAACUCCUGCAACACGGUCGAGGUGGUGGAGACCACCUCCUUCGAGAUGACCCAGCUGGUGGGCAACACCUACUACCGCAUCGAACUGAAGGCACACAACGCCAUCGGCUACUCGUCGCCCGCCUCGAUCAUCAUGAAGACGUCACGAGGAAACGACGUGAUCCAGGUGGCCAAGCGACAGGUGUUCUCCUCGGCGGCCAUCGUGGGAAUCGCCCUGGGCGGCGUCCUCCUGCUCCUGUUCGUGGUGGACCUCCUCUGCUGCGUCACCGUCCACAUGGGCGUCAUGGCCACCAUGUGCCGCAAGACCAAGCGAUCGCCCUCCGAGAUCGACGACGAGGCCAAGCUGGGCAGUCUUUACGGUUGGCGUUUUCCGCUACCUUAUUGCAGUGGCCAGCUGGUAAAGGAGCCGCCACCAUCGCCGUUGCCACUGCCGCCGCCCGUCAAGCUGGGCGGUUCGCCCAUGACGUCGCCAUUGGACGAAAAGGAGCCGCUGCGCACGCCCACCGGCAGCAUUAAACAGAACUCGACCAUUGAGUUCGACGGUCGAUUCGUGCACUCCCGCAGUGGCGAGAUCAUCGGCAAGAAUUCGGCGGUGUAAAGUGGGUUUCCGCAAGUCGGGGAACCCCAGCACCAACCGCAAUGUGCACAAAGAGGAGGAGGAGGGAGAUAUAUAUAUGAUAUGCGAUGAUCUAGCGAGAACAAGCCAAAGCCAAAGCUGGGGGAAGAACACUUGAGAAAAUCGAUCGAUUGGCACACUAAGUUGGUUUUAAUUUACUUUCGUACACAGCGUAAACCUUACUAAAUGUCUUACUCUAAUACAUACGAUAUCUUUAAAGCAUUUAAACACAUUAAGCUCGAAAAACCAACCACAAAGAUAGCAGAACAAGAACAAUUCCAUGUCGCUUCAUUUUCUAGUUUGUACAAGUAUAUUAUACUUUAAAUCGCUGCAUUUGCUUUGUUUUCCCCUAAGUCACAAGAAAGAAAGAAAGCAUAAAAUUACAAAUACCGAUGAACAAAGGAGGGGUGAGUUAAUAAAACAAAGAGAGAUGAUCGAGGUGGACCUAGCCUAAGUUACAUAUAAAAGUAUAAAUAUGUGUAUGCAAGAAGGAAAUCUUAAAUUAAUGCCUUACAAACAAAAUUACAUUUAUUUAGCAGUUAAAGCGAAGAGAAGGGUUGAAUGCAUGUAGGCCGCAAGGAGUAAGAAUGAUUUCUUUAGUAUAACUAACUUAAACAUGCCAUAAAUAAGUUUUAACAUUAAGUUUGACCCCUGAUCAUCAUCCCCACCAAUUCGUAGUACUUAAAACGCUGAACAAAAGACUUGCAAGCAUUUCUUUCGACAAACACAUGACAUGAAAACAGAUAGAUCAACGGAGAGAAAACCAGGGAAGGGACUUGAUUAUUUAGUCUAUAUAGAGCUCCCAUUUCCCAUUUGCUAAUUCACAUACUUAACCACCAGAAAGUGUAGCCCACGGACGGCACCUAAUGAAAAAUGCUCAAUGUACAUUAAUGUUGACGAAAUUGAAUAUUCGAAAUGUUUACGAACUGCUUAGCUGCUUGAAAAAGGAAGCGUUUCCGGUUCUCCCACUCAAGUUCAGACGUGCUGAGAAGACUCGAACUAAACCAAAUUAAUUGCUAAGUUGUAGCGAAACCGAAGAACUAUGAGAUUGCCAAACAUAAAGAUACACUUACUCUUCAUCCCACUUCCAUCAAACAACUGCAAAUCGCUCAGUUUUGUGUUAAAAGUAUUUUCUUAUGUAUGUAAAAAUUAAACAAAUUCUAGUUAAGAGAUCUGGAACGCAUUAACCUAACGGAUAUAUAAAUCUUAAAAUAUAUAUAUGUAUGUACAUGUAUUUAAAGUAACUCGUAAGUUUUUUUUUUCUACACAAAAACAAAAUAAAAGGAACAUCCAAAAGCGAACUACAUAUAUGUAUGUAAACAUGCCGAUUUUAAUGCAUGUAUGUUAUAUCCGCCAUUGAAAACGCAUUUUAUUUGACCCCGUACACAAAUCCUCGAUCCUUCGCAGAAAUCCCUUUUUUUUCUGUUCGUUGCCAAUGAGCUUUUGUAGCUUAUGUUGCCAGUUAAGUCAAGCGCCUUGUCAGAGCUUUUUACCUAUAAAUAUAUACACACGAUACUAUACAAAACCCCUAUCGAAUAACCCACAAAGCGAUCCGAAGUCGAGAUGACAGGAGACACCACAAUAUGAAUUUGAAUUUGGACGCUAUUGUUUACGGAACUGCUGGCCAAUCGAGCAUAUGAAAUAUGUUUGCAAGAAACCGAACGGAUCGAACCACUUGAUCCCUCCGUUCGGCGGCAGAGUGUAGCUUUUUAUAUAAACUAAACAAAAUUGAUGAAAAAUUAUACACUAAAACUGAAACGGGGGAAAAUAAAUCGUAUUUACUGUACCAUAAUUCAAAA
Molecule: messenger RNA, 4508 nt
Organism: Drosophila ficusphila
Lineage: Eukaryota; Metazoa; Arthropoda; Insecta; Diptera; Drosophilidae
Gene: Fas2
Product: fasciclin-2
Exons: 9
Coding region: 10-2691 (893 amino acids)
Biological process (GO): cell adhesion
Cellular component (GO): membrane; neuron projection
Molecular function (GO): protein binding
Source: RefSeq, a predicted model, not a curated record